This is a messenger RNA of Cololabis saira (Pacific saury), 3000 nucleotides long. RefSeq names its product glutamate receptor ionotropic, kainate 1-like. Gene Ontology annotation, cellular component: kainate selective glutamate receptor complex; plasma membrane; postsynaptic membrane. Gene Ontology annotation, molecular function: transmitter-gated monoatomic ion channel activity involved in regulation of postsynaptic membrane potential; kainate selective glutamate receptor activity. The transcript is spliced from 17 exons. Bases 145 to 2787 code for a protein of 880 amino acids. NCBI's taxonomy places the organism in Eukaryota, Metazoa, Chordata, Actinopteri, Beloniformes, Belonidae. The record is from RefSeq and is a predicted model, not a curated record. Gene Ontology annotation, biological process: synaptic transmission, glutamatergic; modulation of chemical synaptic transmission; monoatomic ion transport.
ACGCGCAGGUCGGAGCUGAGGACAGAACUCGGGUAGUUACGCAGCGCCAUGGAGCGCCGGGCGCCUCCGCGCGUGGAUGGAGGCUGUUUCUGCUGUUUCUGGGUGUCAUGUUCCCCGGCUCGGCUGUAGCUUCUCCCGGGAACCAUGGAGCAGAGGAACGGGCUUCUCCUCUGGCUCGUCCUCGUGGCGGAGCUGUGCGUCGGCGGCGCGCAGGUCCUGCGGAUCGGCGGAAUCUUCGAGACCAGGGAGAGUGAGUUAGUGAGCAUGGACGAGCUGGCCUUCAAGUUCGCCGUCAACAACAUCAACCGCAACAAGACGCUGAUGCCCAACGUGACUCUGACCUACGACAUCCAGAGGAUCAACGUGUUCGACGGCUUCGAGGCUUCCAGGAGAGUGUGCGACCAGCUGGCCCUGGGGGUGGUGGCCGUGUUCGGCCCGUCCCACAGCUCGUCGGUCAGCGCCGUCCAGUCCAUCUGCAACGCCCUGGAGGUGCCGCACAUCCAGACGCGCUGGAAACACCCGUCGGUGGACAACAAGGACACCUUCUUCAUCAACCUGUACCCCGAGUACACGGCCGUCGCCCGCGCCAUCCUGGACGUGGUCACCUUCUUCAAGUGGAAGAAGCUAACGGUCGUGUACGAGGACGGCACGGGUCUGAUGCGGAUGCAGGAGCUGAUCAAGGCUCCGGCGAAGCUGAACCUGAAGAUCAAGAUCCGGCAGCUGACUCCGGGGAACCAGGACGCCCGGCCGCUGCUGAAGGAGCUGAAGAAGGACAAGGAGUUCUUCAUCCUGUUCGACUGCUCGUACCGCAUGGCUGCCGAGCUGCUGAUGCAGCUUUCAUCGAUGGGAAUGAUGACGGAAUACUAUCAUUUCUUCUUCACGACACUGGACCUGUUCGCCCUGGACCUGGAGCCGUACCGCUACAGCGGCGUCAACAUGACGGGCUUCCGGCUGCUGAACCUGGACGACCCGUGGGUGUCGUCCACCAUGGAGAAGUGGGCGACGGAGCGGCUGCAGGGGCCCAAGCAGGAGAGCGGCCUGACGGACGGAGUCAUGACGACGGACGCGGCGCUGAUGUACGACGCCGUGUUCAUGGUGGCCGUGGCCGCUCAGCGCGCCACGCAGAUGACCGUCAGCUCACUGCAGUGUCACCGACACAAACCCUGGCGCUUCGGACCGCGAUUCAUGAACCUGUUCAAGGACGCCCAGUGGGACGGACUCACCGGACACAUCGUCCUCAACAAGACGGACGGACUGAGGAGGGACUUCGACCUGGACAUCAUCAGCCUGCAGGAGGAUGGGACAGCCAGGGUCGCCGUGUGGAAUUCAUACAAGGGGAUGACCCUGAUGAAGUCCAGCCGAGACAAGAGCAACGUGACGGACUCGCUGGCCAACAGGACGCUCAUCGUCACCACAAUACAGGAAAAUCCGUACGUGAUGAUAAAGAAGUCGGACAAGGAGCUGGUGGGGAACGACCGCUACGAAGGAUACUGCAUGGACCUGCUGAAGGAGCUGUCCAACAUCCUGGGCUUCACGUACGAAGUCCGACUGGUGGGCGACGGGAAAUACGGAGCCCAGAACGACAAGGGCGAGUGGAACGGGAUGGUGCGGGAGCUGAUCGAGCACGUGGCCGACCUGGCCGUCGCGCCGUUGACCAUCACCUACGUGAGGGAGAAGGUCAUCGACUUCUCCAAGCCCUUCAUGACGCUGGGCAUCAGCAUCCUGUACCGCAAGCCCAACGGCACCAACCCGGGCGUCUUCUCCUUCCUCAACCCUCUGUCUCCGGACAUCUGGAUGUACGUGCUGCUAGCAUGCACCGGCGUUAGCUGCGUGCUCUUCGUGAUCGCCAGGUUCACCCCGUACGAGUGGUACAACCCGCAUCAAUGCAACCCGUCCUCCACGCUGGUGCAGAACAACUUCACUCUGCUCAACAGUUUCUGGUUCAACAUCGGAGCGCUGAUGAGGCAAGGGUCGGAGCUGAUGCCCAAGGCUCUGUCCACGCGCAUCGUUGGGGGGAUCUGGUGGUUCUUCACCCUGAUCAUCAUCUCCUCCUACACGGCCAACCUGGCGGCGUUCCUCACCGUGGAGAGGAUGGACGCGCCCAUCGACUCGGCCGACGACCUGGCCAAGCAGACGAGGAUCGAGUACGGGGCGGUGAGGGACGGAUCCACCAUGACCUUCUUCAAGAAGUCUAAGAUCUCCACCUACGAGAAGAUGUGGGCCUUCAUGAGCAGCAGGAAGAACACGGCGCUGGUGAAGAACAACAAGGAGGGCAUCACGCGCGUGCUGACCACCGACUACGCCAUGCUGAUGGAAUCCACCAGCAUCGAGUACAUCAGCCAGAGGAACUGCAACCUCACGCAGAUCGGGGGGCUCAUCGACUCCAAGGGCUACGGCGUCGGCACCCCCAUCGGUUCUCCGUACCGGGACAAGGUGACCAUCGCCAUCCUGCAGCUGCAGGAGGAGGGGAAGCUGCACAUGAUGAAGGAGAAGUGGUGGCGGGGGAACGGCUGUCCGGAGGAGGACAACAAGGAGGCCAACGCGCUGGGCGUGGAGAACAUCGGCGGCAUCUUCAUCGUGCUGGCCGCCGGCCUCGUCCUGUCCGUGUUCGUGGCCAUCGGAGAGUUCAUCUACCGGGCCCGGAGGAACGCCGACAUCGAGGAGGCCUUCUGUUUCUUUUACGGCGUGCAGAGCCGUCAGUUCCAGCGCCGCGGCUCCACCUCGUCCUCCGGCAGCUCCUUAUCCAACGAUCUGGAGAGCGGCCGGUUGCUAGGCGACGACGAGUAGCCGGCGGGCCGGGGACCGGCCUGGAGGAGAGUGUCGGUGUUUCGGAGCCGUGAUGGAGGAGCUGGGCGUCUCCCUGAGGUGCUACAGGGGCAUCCGGAGGAACCAACCCCCCAAGGAAGAGAGGAACCAACCCCUCAAGGAAGAGAAGAACCAACCCCCCAAGGAAGAGAGGAACCAACCCCCCAAGGAGGCCAGGUCCUCCUGCAUCUUCUG